This is a messenger RNA of Cyclocybe aegerita, 315 nucleotides long. The record is from the annotation of a GenBank genome assembly. NCBI's taxonomy places the organism in Eukaryota, Fungi, Basidiomycota, Agaricomycetes, Agaricales, Hemipholiotaceae.
AUGGGCUGGUUCGACAACGACUCUGAUAAGCAGGAGGCCUAUGACCAAGUCAUAAACGCCCCUCGCGAAGCCAAGCUGUCGCACGAGCUCAUCGCCGCAGCUGCUUCGUAUGAGGCUGCUAAGUCAUACGAGGAUCAUGUCGCACAGAAUGGUCAACCUGAAAAUCACGCCAAAGCUAAGGAAAUGCUUGCUGCCCUAUCUGGUGCAUUUGUCGACCGCAUGGUGGAAACCAAGGGCUUGGACUUCGUCGACCGCAAGAGAGCAAAGCAUCAUGCCCGUGAGCAACUCAAUGAAGCGUCAGCCCAGGACUAUUGA